Molecule: messenger RNA, 1346 nt
Organism: Aplysia californica (California sea hare)
Lineage: Eukaryota; Metazoa; Mollusca; Gastropoda; Aplysiida; Aplysiidae
Product: ganglioside-induced differentiation-associated protein 1
Biological process (GO): mitochondrial fusion; mitochondrial fission
Cellular component (GO): mitochondrial outer membrane
Source: RefSeq, a predicted model, not a curated record
UUUUCAGAAACCACAAGCAAUUGGAAGCUACCCAUUGCUCUUGUUUUUCUUUGUUCUCUUUUCGGAACGAGCAACGGUGGUCUACAAAGAUGGGAGACGACUCACUCCACCUGUAUUACCUCCCAGCAGCCUACUUUUCUCACAGAAUAAUGAUCGCUCUGGCAGAGAAGAAAUUGGAAUACCAGCAGACUGUCGUCGACAUCAACAAAAACGAGCAGAACCAGCCCUGGUACUUGCGGGUAAACCCGAAGGGACAGAUUCCUGCGCUGAGAAUCGGAGGCCGAAUCAUUCCGGAGUCACUGAGGAUCAUGGAAGCCGUUGACAAACACCCCAAAGGCCAAGGUCCACGUUUGGUGCCCGACGAGAGUACUCCAGUAGGGAAACUGGUAAAGGAGUGGCGGGAAAAAAUCCAUUCCUUCCCGAUUCGAGUUAUCACGUUUGGGAUCAUUCUGAAUCCUGAAAAUCACACUGACGAAUUGAAAGUUCCAAAGUUCCUUAUAGGAUCCAAAGAAGCGUACGCCAAGAGUGUGGCCGACCUCAUCCCGUACUUUGAACAGCUGAAGAAGGACAACCCGGAUAUCACCGAGGCUGUCAACGUCAAGAUGGAAGCCGCCAGAAACAACGACAUGGCCCGGUUUGGCUUGGAAAAUGUGGAAAAGAUUUUGAAAGAAGUGGACAAAACCUUCGAUGAAGCGGAAGCUCAACUCCAAAAGAACAAAAAAGGUUUGUAGACCCAGUGAAGCGACCGGCGUUGAAGGAGUACUGGGACCGAGCCUUUCAGCGUCCUAGCGUCAGGCAGACCGUGACGAAGGUGCCAACAAACUGAGGCUUUGUUCUGUGCACUGAUGACAGGGAGAUUUUUGACAGGGGACAUGUGGGACGGGAGCAGCGUAGACUUGAAGUCUUAUAUAAUAAUAGUUGUGCCACAACGUGGUGGAAUCAGACUGUGAACAGUCUAGGAUUAUAUUUCAAAAGUCUAUGUGAGGCCAUAACAGUGAACAGUGAACAGUCUAGGAUUACAUUUCAAGUCUAUGGGAGGCCAUGACAGGGAGCAGUCUAGGAAAUAUAUUCAAGUCUGUUUGUGGGGAACAGGGGGCGGACAGUGAACAGUCUAGGAUUAUAUUUCAAGUCUAUGGGAGGCCAUGACAGUGGUUGCCGAGUUAAAGUUAAAUCAGAUUAUUAUAUACAGGGUGAUAAAAAAAAUUGUACAACUUUUUUUGUUAAUAUUUUCCUCUAUGCUGAAGUUUUGCUUUUCAAAUUUGGACACAACAUUUGGAAGUCAAAAGGAAUUUGUAUGAUAUUCAUUUACGAAAAAAUCCAUAAAAUAGUUUUGCUCUUCAAAACGC